UUUAGCAGCAGCAUGUAGAAUCUUCUUCCUUGCUCUUAUUGGAGGAGGAGCAGCAGCAGCAGCAGCAGCAGCCAUCUAUAUAUAAAUGUACGCCUGUGGCUGCGUGCUAGCCAACACACCACACCACACCACACCACACAAUCUGUGUUUUUUGUCGACAGAAACACAUGAGAAGAGAGAGAGAGAGAGAAUCCUUGCCCUGCCGUAAUUAGAUUGGACAAUCAUAAUUAAGCUAGCAUAGCAUAUAUAGCAUUUCUUGAGUUGAGUUGACUGACAGUACGUAGCAGUACCUGAGAGUACUUGGGUGAUCAGAUCAAAUCAAAAUGAAAACGUCUUCCAAGGAACCUCAGGCGGCGGCGUUGGAAUGGAGAGUGAGUAUGCCGGGCGGUGCGAGUCGGGCUCUAGAACCAGCACCAGCAGCAGCUGGCGAGAGAAGAAGAUGCAGCAGCAGAAUGUGCAUCUGCAGCCGGUUAGGGUUGGGAAUGGGAAUUGGGGGGUUCUUGGAGAGGGCGUGGAAGAUGGCCAGGAACGAGCCUAAGAAGGUAAUGCACUGCGUCAAAGUAGGGCUGGCGCUCUCGCUGGUGUCCUUGUUCUACUACAUGCGGCCCCUCUACGACGGCGUCGGCGGAACCGCCAUGUGGGCCGUCAUGACCGUCGUCGUCGUGUUCGAGUACACUGUGGGCGCGACGCUUUGCAAGUCGGUGAACAGAGCGACGGGGACGUUCUUGGCAGGGGCGCUGGGGAUGGGUGUUCACUGGGUGGCCAGCCACGCCGGCGACAACCUCCAGCCCGUUAUUCUGCAAGCCUCCGUCUUCAUUCUGGCCACCGCAGCGACCUUCUCCAGGUUCAUUCCGUCGGUGAAAGCCCGGUUCGACUACGGGGCCAUGAUCUUCAUCCUCACCUUCAGCCUCGUCUCGGUUUCGGGCUACCGCGUCGACAAACUCUUCGAGAUGGCUCAUCACAGGCUCUCCACCAUCGCAAUCGGCACUUCGCUCUGUGUCAUCACCACCAUGGUCGUCUCCCCGGUCUGGGCUGGAACCGAGCUCCACAACAUCAUCAACACCAACAUGGACAGGCUUUCCGAUUCCCUAAAUGCAUGCGUUGCCGAAUAUUUCAAAGAUGGUGAUGACGAUGAUGCCAAGGCCAGUGAUGGUGGUAAAAAUGAAGCUGCUGCCACCACCAAAGCCUUACAUGGCUACAAAUGUGCUCUCAAUUCUAAAACUACUGAAGAAUCCAUGGCAAACUUUGCCAGAUGGGAGCCUGCCCAUGGGAGCUUCAACUUCGGGCAUCCAUGGAAGGAAUACCUCAAGGUUGGGGCGUCCCUGAGGAGCUGUGCCUACUGCAUCGAAGCACUUAAUGCCAGCAUCGCCUCGGAUGCUAAGGCCCCUGAUUUUCUCAAGAAGCAUUUCAGCAAGUUUUGCGUGAGAUUAAGCGGCUCAUCCUCUGCACUGCUUAAAGAAUUGGCGAUUUCCAUCGCUGCAAUGAAGAAAUCAUCUAGAACAGAUCUCAUGGUCGAGGAGAUGAGAAACGCAGUUCGGGAAUUGCAGAAUGCACUGAAAUCCCUCUCCACACAAUGGAUGGCAUCAACAGGAGAAAUGGCUAGUGAUACAGGGGAGGAGAAAGCCAGUCCUCGGGUUGUUACUCUCACCAAAAUUGUUCCAUUGGUCACCGUGGCAUCGCUACUUAUAGAGAUCGCUGCAAGAACAGAGACUGUUGCACAGACAGUAACUGGGCUUGCGGAUAAAGCUGAAUUCAAAGUUGAAAGCGCAGAGGAGACGAAGAAAUUCCAAAGCCAGAAAGUUUAA
This is a messenger RNA of Andrographis paniculata, 1805 nucleotides long. RefSeq names its product aluminum-activated malate transporter 10. Gene Ontology annotation, biological process: malate transport. Bases 324 to 1805 code for a protein of 493 amino acids. Gene Ontology annotation, cellular component: plant-type vacuole membrane. The record is from RefSeq and is a predicted model, not a curated record. NCBI's taxonomy places the organism in Eukaryota, Viridiplantae, Streptophyta, Magnoliopsida, Lamiales, Acanthaceae. The transcript has 6 exons.